GCGCGGGGGUGUGUUUUGUGUUUUGCAAUAGAUCUUGAAAAGUAUUAAAAAAUUAGUCCAAACAUUUGCUAUCAAAAUAAUGGAGCCUGAAAAAAAUGAUGAUAUAAAUUCUAUUGAACCUAAGUUUCCUAUGUUACCAUUUGAAACACAAAUAUUCAUGGAUAUAUUUGAAAAAGAUGCUCUCGUAGUAAUAGCCAAAGGUAUAAAUUAUAACACAGUUUUAUCUAAUUUACUGUGGGUAUAUAAUGAUCCAGCAAAUUUAAUUCUGGUUCUAAAUAGCAGUGAUCAUGAAGAAAAGUAUUUUACAGAAAAGUUUAAUUUAAAUACUUUACCAACAGUUGGAUCUGAGAGAGAAAAAGCAUAUUUGGAGGGAGGCAUACAUUUUGUUUCUACCCGCAUCCUAGUAGUGGACCUCCUAAAAGACAGGGUUCCAAUACCUAAAAUCACAGGCAUUAUUGUGUUGAGAGCUCACACCAUAUUAGAGUCAUGUCAGGAAGCAUUCGCAUUGAGAUUGUACAGACAGAAAAAUAAGACUGGAUUUAUUAAAGCUUUCUCCAACUCUCCUAUAUCUUUUACAUUUGGAUACCAUCAAGUGGAAAAAGUCAUGAGAGCUGUAUUUGUAACUGAAUUAUUUUUGUGGCCUAGAUUUCAUGGAAAUAUAAUCAAAAGUUUAAAAAACAGACAAGCUGAAGUGAUAGAACUGCAUGUUCCUCUUACAUCGAAUGUGAACCACAUUCAAACCUGUCUUAUUGAUAUCAUGAAUUACACUGUGAAACAGCUCAAAAGCAUCAAUAGGUCUUUAGACCUGCAGGAAAUAACAACCGAAAAUUGUCUGACCAAAAAAUUCCACAAAAUACUCCAAUCGCAACUGGAUUGUGUAUGGCAUCAGUUGAGUACAAGAACUAAAGAAUAUAUUCAAGAUCUCAAAGUUUUAAGAAGUAUGAUUAUUAAUGUUAUACACGACGAUUCUGUAUCCUUCUAUGCAUUGGUGAGCAAAUAUAGAACACCAGAGUAUGCUCAAAUAAAUUCAGGAUGGAUACUUUUGGACUCUGCAGAACAACUAUUCCGAUUAGCGAGAGGGAGAGUUUACAAUCAUAAAAGUGAAUUUGAUCCAGAACCAUCACAAAAAUGGAAAUGUCUCAAUGAACUUCUAUCUGAAGAAAUUCCUGAAGAAGUUAAAAAGAAGCAAAGUGGAAAGUUACACAACACAAAAAUAUUAAUUCUGUGCCAAGAUAGCAGAACGUGCUCCCAACUAAACCAUUAUUUGACAAUGGGCGCAAAUAAAUACCUUUUCUAUACAGCUUUUAGAAGAGAUUUAACAAUUACUAAACUUUCAUCCAAGUAUAAGACCUAUCAAAAUGAUAUCCCUUUAGAAACUAAGAGUAAAACAAAUAAAGAUAAAAAAGAAGAUACAAAUGACCAAGAAAAUGAAGAAAAUAAAGAUUCCGAAUUGUUUGAUGAGGAAUUAAAUACAGAUGAUACAAAUAAAUCAAAUUAUAUCUUGACUUUAACACAGGUUACACAAAGAAAUAAGGAAUCGAACGAAAGUAUGUUUGAACCUAUUUCGCAGAUGGAUAGUUUGGAUAUAACUCAGAUUGAGACCGAAAAACCUGUAAUAUACAUCCAGACUUUCAAAGAAAAUGGAAACAAUUUCUCUCUUGAAAGAACCUUGGAACUGUUGCGUCCAGAAUACAUAAUAUUAUACCACAGCGAUGUAGCAGCAGUGAGACAGAUUGAAUUGUUUGAAUCUCGAAAAAAAGAAGAAGAGUCUAAAAGUAAAGUUUAUUUCAUGAUUCAUGACAAAACUGUCGAAGAACAAGCUUAUCUUACGUCACUGAAACGGGAGAAACAAGCAUUUGAAACACUCAUAGAGGCCAAAAGUUCAAUGGUAGUGCCAACAUAUCAAGAUGGAAAAACCGACGAAUAUUUCAAUUUAAACGUCGAAGAAGAUGAAGAGUCUAUUGAUACACGAAAAGCAGGUGGGCAGAGUACUCAAUGCAAAGAAAAACUGGUUGUUAUAGUUGAUAUCAGAGAGUUUCGCUCCGAUCUUCCUUCACUACUUCAUAGGAAAGGCAUUAACAUAGAACCUGUUACUAUCGCCAUCGGAGACUACAUCCUUACUCCUGAGAUAUGCGUUGAACGCAAAUCAAUAUCCGAUCUGAUUGGAUCUUUGAAUUCUGGAAGACUGUAUACACAGUGCACCCAAAUGUGUCGGAACUAUAGUAGACCGAUAUUGCUCAUUGAAUUCGACCAAAACAAGCCAUUUAAUUUACAGGGCCAUUUUGUUGUAUCAACUGAUAUAUCAAGGGUAGAUAUCCAACAGAAAUUACAACUCCUAACUAUACAUUUCCCGCGACUAAAAUUAGUGUGGUCACCCAGUCCUUAUGCUACAGCGGAAUUAUUUUAUGAACUCAAACAAGGUAGAAAAAACCCCAAUGUAGCUGAAGCACUGGCCCUUAGUGGCGAAAAUACCGCAGACGAUAUGAACUACGAGCGAUACAACAUAAUGGUCCAUGAUUUCAUACAAAAAUUGCCUGGUGUUACGUCAAAAAACAUUGCACGAAUUUUAAAUAGAGGAGUUUCCCUGGAUCAUUUAAUUUCUUUAUCACAAGAAAAACUAACGGCGAUAGUUGAAAACAAAAAUGAAGCUGAAACAUUACAUUCAAUACUGCAUGUUAAAGCAAAACCUGCCGACCCAUCAAAAGACGAAAAACCAUUUGGAAAAAAGAAGUUUGUAGGAAAACCAUUAUUUAGAAGUAAAAAAUAAGCUGUAUAAGUAUGUAAUAAGUUCCAUUUAUUUAUUUUUACAGUAAAAUUAUAAGCAAUAAGUAUUCUUAAAAUUGCAUUUUUUAUAAAAGGUGCAUAUAAAUCGAGGAUAUAUCCAGCAAAAUGUAUUUACCGCCAAGUACCUAAAACAAGGCGAUAGGUUUAAAAAGUAUUUAUCAUAACUUGAGAUAAUUUUAAUGUUUAAAGUU
Messenger RNA from Ostrinia furnacalis (Asian corn borer), 2975 nucleotides. It is a transcript of the gene mei-9, whose product is annotated as DNA repair endonuclease XPF mei-9. Gene Ontology annotation, molecular function: damaged DNA binding; single-stranded DNA binding; single-stranded DNA endonuclease activity. Bases 80 to 2767 code for a protein of 895 amino acids. The transcript has 15 exons. Gene Ontology annotation, biological process: double-strand break repair via homologous recombination; resolution of meiotic recombination intermediates; nucleotide-excision repair involved in interstrand cross-link repair. Lineage: Eukaryota; Metazoa; Arthropoda; Insecta; Lepidoptera; Crambidae. Gene Ontology annotation, cellular component: nucleotide-excision repair factor 1 complex. The record is from RefSeq and is a predicted model, not a curated record.